Molecule: messenger RNA, 3228 nt
Organism: Antechinus flavipes (yellow-footed antechinus)
Lineage: Eukaryota; Metazoa; Chordata; Mammalia; Dasyuromorphia; Dasyuridae
Gene: UBXN2B
Product: UBX domain protein 2B
Exons: 8
Coding region: 277-1359 (360 amino acids)
Biological process (GO): autophagosome assembly; proteasome-mediated ubiquitin-dependent protein catabolic process; nuclear membrane reassembly
Cellular component (GO): nucleus; cytosol
Molecular function (GO): ubiquitin binding
Source: RefSeq, a predicted model, not a curated record
UAACCCCGAAAAAGCGGGGAAAUAGACUCGGGAAAAGAGAUCGGUCGGUGAAGAUUCCUAUCGGUCCCAGCUCUUCCAGGAGGAGGGAAGUAGAGGGGAAGGAGGGAUUAGGGUAGGAGGAGUCCUCCCGCGGGGAGCAGGUGCGUCCUCCCGCCGGGGAGGCGGCGGUUGCCUGGGUAACCCAUUACCGGAAGUCCCCAGAGUCUCGAGGAAGGCAAGCCUGACCCGCGGCAGUAGCAGCGGCAUCUACUGCGGCUACUACGGAGCCUGCGGAAGAUGGCGGAGGGCGGGGCAGCUCACCCGGGCGAAGACCGGGAGGAGGAGGCUUCAGCUGCCCGGGCCUCGGCCCCGCCGACUCCCGGUGGGCAUCGCCAGGAAAAGAAGCCCUCGGGGUCGCGGGCUGGGCCCAGGCCCCCCACCGCCCGCGAUUUGCAGUUGGCCUUAGCAGAAUUAUAUGAAGAUGAAGUUAAGUGCAGAUCAUCAUUUCAGUCUGACAAACCCAAAGCUAAAGUAUUUAAAAGCCCCAGAACACCACCUCAAAGAUUAUACUCAAGUGAACAAGAGUACAGUGGGCUACAUAUAUCAGGAUCCUCAAAGACAACUGGAAAAAUUGUGAAUGAACUUUUCAAAGAGGCAAAGGAACAUGGUGCAGUUCCUCUAAAUGAAAACACAAGAGCUUCAGGUGAUAGUAACAAAUCUAAAUCAUUUUUGGGUGGUGGAUAUCGAUUGGGUGAUUCUUCUCGAAAGAGAUCAGAAUAUGUCUAUGGAGAAAAUCAGCUGCAAGAUGUGCAAAUUUUGCUCAAACUUUGGAGCAAUGGCUUCAGUUUAGAUGAUGGAGAAUUAAGAUCUUACACUGAUCCAACAAAUGCCCAAUUCCUGGAGUCUGUUAAAAGAGGUGAAAUUCCUCUGGAGCUUCAGCGACUGGUCCAUGGUGGACAAGUGAAUUUGGAUAUGGAAGAUCACCAGGAACAAGAAUACAUAAAACCUAGGUUGCGAUUCAAGGCUUUUAGUGGAGAAGGGCAAAAACUUGGAAGUCUUACACCUGAAAUAGUCAGUACGCCUUCUUCCCCCGAAGAGGAGGAAAAGUCAAUAGUAAAUGCAGUUGUUCUUGUUGAUGAUUCAGUGCCAAUAACAAAAAUUCAAAUCAGGUUAGCAGAUGGAAGCCGCUUGAUACAAAGAUUCAACCAUACACAUAGGAUCAUGGAUGUCCGAGAAUUUAUUGUACAAUCCCGUCCUGAAUUUGCAACUCUUGGCUUUGUUCUUGUAACAUCAUUUCCAAACAAAGAGCUAACUGAUGAAAGUCUGACACUUCAAGAAGCAGAUAUCCUUAACACUGUGAUUCUUCAACAGCUAAAGUGAUCUUGCUCCUAUCUCUGCAAUAGCAUGUGGGAUAAAUAAUGUGCCAUAUUUUUUAAAAGGAAAAAAAUAGCAUUUCAGCAGAAAAAAAUAGGAUCACCAUAACUAUUUUUUCCCAGAUCAAUCUUAGUUUUAUUGUUCUGUCUUCCAGCUCCAGUGUAUCUAAAUCCAUUUUAUGAAUAGACUUUUUCUAUUCUGUGUUGGUUCAAAUAAAGGCCACACUUUCCCUCCAAAUAUGGCUUGCAUAAAACCUGAAUAUAGCUUAUAAUUUUCCCCCAACAUUCAGCUAUAGAUCUUUUUUGAAUGGGAAAAAAGGAGGGAUACAGCUUGUAUCCAGGAGUAGCCAAUAUUUGGUCCAAUACAGUAAUUAUUCAUUCGGAUUUUUAGACUUUUUUUUAUAACUGAGCCUUCUUAUGUUUAUAAAUUCCAUAUUCCUGGAUUAAAAAUUAAUUAUUUCCACAGUGACAUGACAGUUUUUUAAAAAUGUGCAUAACUCUGGAAAAAUAGAACCAUGUUUUUGAAUAUAUACCUUAUAUUUAGUAAGAUUUACGCUAAAGUAUUUUGAUGCUAUGUUGACAAAAAGCCAUUUAAAACUUUCUUGAUCAACUUAAAUGAAAUUUAAUUUUACCAUAAUUUAUAUUGAAAAUAUAGCUAUAUUCUGAUUUAGAAGCAAAUUGAUUAUGCAAAGUCAUUUUUCAACACAUUAAGUUUUUACAUAUGUAUCUCCAUCAAGCAUUGAGUAUAUUGGUGAUAUCAUAUAAUCUAGUUUGAUCUUCAAGCAUAUAUAAUUUUGCUCUAUUCUGUUUUACUAUUUCAGACACCAAACUAAAAUACAUAAAUGUCAAAAGUACUAGAGGUAGAGAUGUGGGCAAAUUCUAUAAACUAGUAGAACUCUGUACUGUUUCCUAAAGUCAUCUAUAGUCAUGUUCAAACUUAGGACACACUACCUCCUGCCCUGCCCCACCCUAAGCAGAACUGCCAGAAAAAGAGCUAACUCUUAUAGCUGGAAAUUUACUAUUAUAGUAGUCCUUUUCAUUUACUUCUAAUCUGAAAUACUGUCCACAUAGAUAUUUAAAAGAGUUACUAGAAAUGAUAUGGGAGGGAUAAGUGACUAUGAAAGGCUACAUGUGAAGUGUUGGUUUAAAUUCUUGGUUUUUUUCCAAGUCACCAUUUUUGCUUAUAUAACUUUCCGCAGCACUUUCUAUGAGAAGGGCAUUUAGGAAUGUAUGUCUGCUUUGUCACUGCCAUUUUAUUAAAUUUAUAAUACUAGGGCAAGUGAGGUUUACAAAGCUGUUAUGAAAGCAGUUCAUUUUUUUUUUUCUUCCUUUGGAUAUAAACAGCCUGGCUCUACAAGAAAGUUUAAUAAUGAGGCUACUAAUCUUUCCCUUUGAGAGAGAAUUCUCUCUCCUCUCAUCCCCAAAUUAUACUCAGAGUAGAGGAGACACUUGACACUUUGCCAAUAGUUUGAAAGAACCAUUUUGGUGAAAAGCAAAUGAAAAAUUGUGAAGAAAUUUAAUCCAAAUCCUGUUAUAUUCUUUGAAAUUUCAUUUUUGUGGGUUUCCUUCUACAUUUGAUGAGAGUGGCCAUAACUGAAUGUAUAAAAUUGGCUGUCAUGAUUGUGCAUUAACAAUCUUCCUAAAUACUUGGACCCAUGGAAGAAGAGAAAAUUGUUCCCUCAAAAGAGAUAACUUUACCAUAUACUUCAUAUUAUUUUACUUUGUUGAAUGUUGUUUUCCUGAAAGACCUUUUGCUUAUUGAGUUAAUAUAAUUUAUUUGAAAUUUGGAUCUCAAAAAAUAGGUCAUAGUUGUUUUGCAUGAUAAACAAUGUUUUUCAGUUUAUGCUAAUUAAUAAAGACAUUUGUACUUGAUAAA